Triticum urartu is the source of this 695-nucleotide messenger RNA. RefSeq lists its product as uncharacterized. Lineage: Eukaryota; Viridiplantae; Streptophyta; Magnoliopsida; Poales; Poaceae. The record is from RefSeq and is a predicted model, not a curated record.
UCCCCCUCGCUCCAACUCACAACUCGCAGCGCACCACACCUCUCCCUCCCACAGCUUCUAUACAGAGCCAGAGCACUCCGUCCGUCGUCGCCGCCUACUGUCUCUUCUAAAGCUUAGCCAGCUUCCCCUCCGUCCACCAGCACCAACCAAAUGGCUCGCUUCGCCGUGGUCGCCGCCAUCGUCGCGCUCCUGGCCAUCACCGCGGCCGCGCAGGGCCCCAUGCCGGCGCCCAAGAUGGCCCCGCUGCCGGCGGCCCCGACGAGGUCGCCCCCGGUCGCCACGCCUCCGACCGCAUCGGCGCCGUCCCCGAUGGCCUCUCCCCCGGCCCCGCCCACCGACGCCCCCACCGGCGCUCCUUCCGCGAUGACACCCUCCGCGGUCGCCGGAGCACCCGCGGGCGCGCCCGCCGGCGCGCCCAGCGGCACCACGCCCGCCAGUUCCGCGGUCUACGCCUCCUCCGUCAGCUUCGUCGCCGUGGCCGGUGCCGUCGCCGCCGCCGUCAUGUUCUAGAUGCAUGCAGCGGUCCUCGCUCGACCGCCGCGGGAGUGCCACUCUGUUUUAUUAGCGCUGUUGUUCAUACAACGAGAUUCAUUUUUAGAGGCUGCGGAGAGAGUGACAUGACAUGACCUUGCCAUGUUAUCUUGCUACAUACUGUACGCUCCAGAUCAUUAUUAAUGGAAUUCUUUCAUUUGUUA